CGAUCCUGCGACAAUUGCCGUGGUGCCAACAUUACUGCACUCCCCUGUCGAUCAGUCGAAACAAGAUCCAGCCACCACAGAACCGACCGCUCAGAUCCCAGUAUGAUGAUUCCAAAAGCCACGGAGAACACAUACGAAGUUGCCGCAGAUCAGUUGGUGAAAAUCAUCAAAAAUGGACCCAACAAGGCUGGUCAGACUCCCGAUCGGCUUCCGUCGAGGGAGACCCUCGUCAAGACACAUGAGCAGAACUUGAAGCUUCUAGCCGAAGGCAACGUCCCAAUCAGGAACAUCAUUCUGCCUCGGCCUUAUCCACCGUCCCGCGUGAACCUAGAAGAUUCCGCAUUCGAAAAGGUACUGCUCAAGCAUGUGAGGAUCGACGAGAGAAAGCCCAAAGCUAUUGGCAUAUUUCGGGCUGUGACGGCUCCCUAUGUCUAUUCUUCGACAACUACUGUGAUAGAAGACGAAGAGGGUCACGUGGCGAAGCUCACUGUAGGAAAUCUUGAAGACAGUCCGGUUGACCCAAUCGUGACGGAAAACGCUACUUUUGUAGUCAAACAACCAUGUUGGAGUCGGCUAGGCGAGUCAAAUUAUCAUAUUCGGGUGGAUCAUCCCUCGGAUCUGGUGCUCCUCGAGCCUGGCAACCGCCUAAUCCCCAAGACUUGGAGACAGAAGGAGGGAGGUAUCGCGACUAAAGAUGCAGCACAAUGGAAGAAAGAAGGGGAUAUGAUGUUUCUAAAGAAGAAGUUUCGCAAAGCACUUAAGCUGUAUAACAAAGGACUGAGAGUAUUAUCGGACGCCUCAGAUCCAACGGCUGAAAUUGACCUUUACCGUAAACGCUGCGGAGUCAACAUUGUCCUCCUUCGGUUAGACGAUGCCGCGAAUGACCUCUCGAAGGCGAUAUCUAUCCACGCAAAAUCAUCCCCGGACCUUUCAUCUUCCCAGCUCGCUGAUCAGUCUACCAUUCACUCAUGGCUCAACAAUCGUAGUACGGAAGAUCCUCUGGAAAUCGCCUCGAAGGUCCCUCGGGCGCUCAAGGAGCUUGCUACGCGAGUGAAGUUCGAUCUCGGCAUCGAACAGUCGAGUCCAGUCUACGACAUACCCCUCAUCUCAUCCUACGUUGGGCCUCUAUCCCUCCACGUCGAUGUAGCCAAUUACACAUGCGACACCGAAGUCAGAGACACCGCAUCCCAAGGUAGGGGGCUGUACGCGAAGAAGUCAUUCCGAGCCAACGACAUAAUCAGCGCCGAAAAGGCUUUCGUGUUACCAGGAUACUUUAUGCAAGACAAAGGAAGUGACUGUCUGCUAUACAGCUUGCAUGAUGAGACUGCGGCGCCACGACCCGGUGCGUGGCUUUUCAAAGAACUGGUCCAAAAGCUGAGGUGGAACCCAAGUCUUCGAAAGGAGUUCUUCAGCUUGGACGAUGGGGGGUAUUGGAAGGAAUGCGGUUGGGAAAUUGCCGAGGACGAAGAUGUUCCAGUUGACGUCUUUCGUGUAGAGUUCAUUCGCCGUUACAACUCGUUUUCCGCCCCAACUCGAUCCGCCGAUCUCCUUAAUCAACCACCCAACGCGAACCCUGAGCUACGCAACGGCUUCUGGACCCAUUCCUCGUACAGUAACCACUCCUGUCUCCCAAACGCCAUCCGCACUUUCAUGGGCGACAUCCGUUUCAUGCGCGCCACACGAGACAUCGAGGCUGGAGAGGAAAUUACAACCCAAUACGUUUCUCCAGACAUCGACAUCGAUGCCCGGCAAGAGAAGUUCCGCAACACCUGGGGAUUCGAAUGCACUUGCGAGCUAUGCACACUCGAGGGUAAGCUGGGCAAGGACACCAAGGAAGCGAGGCUACGGCAUUUUGAAGAGCUCAAAAGCAUGGUGAUGAAGCUCGGAGAAAAGGGUACGACCGUAACCUCUAUCAAAAAAAUCGCUCGCGGGGUGCGAGAGCUAGAGGCUUUGUAUACACCAACCGGCGAAGGCGAACCAGAUCCUUAUGCGAAGUUUCCUCGUCUAGCGCUCGUCCACCCCACCUUGUUCCUCACGGAGGCAUGGCGUGGCGUGAAGAACUACGAUAGAAUGAUGGACUGUGCGUACAAGUUACUGCGGAACUUCGGCAUUAUUGUCUCUGUGGAGGAUGAUAAGUUUUCGGUUGUUAACAAUGUUGGGAUGAUCAAUGUUGAGACUGUACGUGCGCUCAAAUAUCUGAGUGAAGGAUUUGCGGUCAAGGAAGAGACGGCACUGAGAGAUCAGGUCUUGGACACUGCGAGAUCAUGGUAUCUCACUAUUACAGGCGCGGAGAACGAUUUUGAGGAGUUCAUGAAGUUGUAG
Messenger RNA from Periconia digitata, 2322 nucleotides. NCBI's taxonomy places the organism in Eukaryota, Fungi, Ascomycota, Dothideomycetes, Pleosporales, Periconiaceae. The record is from the annotation of a GenBank genome assembly.